Coregonus sp. 'balchen' is the source of this 3404-nucleotide messenger RNA. The record is from the annotation of a GenBank genome assembly. Lineage: Eukaryota; Metazoa; Chordata; Actinopteri; Salmoniformes; Salmonidae.
AUGGUGAUGCUAGUCAGUGCUGAUGCCAGUAUGCCACUUCACGCCCAAACUUUCAAAAAAGAUGAUCCUUACUCUGGUCGAUCGUUAGUGUGUGACCGCUGUCCACCUGGAAUGUACCUCCGCGCGCCGUGCAGUGCCACGCAAAAGAGCGACUGUGUGAAAUGUCCCAAUGGGGCAUACACAGAAUUUUGGAACCACAUCUCCAAGUGCCUGCGCUGCAGCAUGUGCGCGGAGAACCAGGUCGUCAAGCAGGAGUGUUCUCCAUCCAACAACUGCGAGUGCGAGUGCAAGGAGGAUUACUACUUCAACAAGAAAUACGAAGCAUGCAUCAAACAUAAAGAAUGUCCCCCCGGGUAUGGAGCGAAUAUUACAGGUAUGGCUAAAAUAGAGCCAGUUUUACGUACAGAAAAUAUUAUUUCCACUUAAUCUAUUAUGAUUAAAACACUUUCUUAUCAUCAUAGUUUACAGUCUAUAGUUCCAUAUGCAUACGGUUGAAGUCGGAAGUUUACAUACACCUUAGCCAAGUACAUUUAAACUGCGUUUUUCACAAUUCCUGACAUUUAAUCCUAGUAAAAAUUCCCUUUCUUAGUUCAGUUAGGAUCACCACUUUAUUUUAAGAAUGUGAAAUGUCAGAAUAAUAGUUGAGAGAAUGAUUUAUUUCAGCUUUUAUUUCUUUCAUCACAUUCCCAGUGGGUCAGAAGUUUACAUACACUCAAUUAAUAUUUGGUAGCAUUGCCUUUAAAUUGUUUAACUUGGGUCAAACGUUUUGGGUAGCCUUCCACAAGCUUCCCACAAUAAGUUGGGUGAAUUUUGACCCAUUCCUCCUUACAGAGCUGGUGUAACUGAGUCAGGUUUGUAGGCCUCCUUGCUCGCACACGCUUUUUCAGUUCUGCCCACACAUUUUCUAUAGAAUUGAGGUCAGGGCUUUGUGAUGGCCACGCCAAUACCUUGACUUUGUUGUCCUUAAGCCAUUUUGCCACAACUUUGGAAGUAUGCUUGGGGUCAUUGUCCAUUUGGAAGACCCAUUUGCGACCAAGCUUUAACUUCCUGACUGAUGUCUUGAGAUGUUGCUUCAAUUAUAUCCACAUAGUUUUCCUUCCUCAUGAUGCCAUCUAUUUUGUGAAGUGCACCAGUCCCUCCUGCAGCAAAGCACCCCCACAGCAUGAUGUUGCCACCCCUGUGCUUCACGGUUGGGAUGGUGUUCUUCGGCUUGCAAGCAUCCCCCUUUUUCCUCCAAACAUAACGAUGGUCAUUAUGGCCAAACAGUUAUAUUUUUGUUUAAUCAGACAAGAGGACAUUUCUCCAACAAGUACGAUCUUUGUCCCCAUGUGCAGUUGCAAACCGUAGUCUGGCAUUUUUAUGGCGGUUUUGGAGCAGUGGCUUCUUCCUUGCUGAGGGGCCUUUGAGGUUAUGUCGAUAUAGGACUCGUUUUACUGUGGAUAUAGAUACUUUUGUACCUGUUUCCUCCAGCAUCUUCAUAAGGUCCUUUGUUGUUGUUCUGGGAUUGAUUUGCACGUUUCGCACCAAAGUACGUUCAUCUCUAGGAGACAGAACGCGUCUCCUUCCUGAGCGGUAUGACGGCUGUGUGGUCCCAUGGUGUUUAUACUUGUGUACUAUUGUUGUACAGCUGAAUGUGGUACCUUCAGGUGUUUGGAAAUUGCUCCCAAGGAUGAACCAGACUUGUGGAGGUCUACAAUUUUAUUUCUGAGGUCUUGGCUGAUUUCUUUUGAUUUUCCCAUGAUGUCAAGCAUAGAGGCACUGAGUUUGAAGAUGGCCUUGAAAUAUAUCAACAGGUACACCUCCAAUUGACUCAAAUGAUGUCAAUUAGCCUAUCAGAAGCUUCUAAAGCCAUUACAUAAUUUUCUGGAAUUUUCCUUGCUGUUUAAAUGCACAGUAAACUUCUGAUCCACUGGAAUUGUGAUACAGUGAAUUGUAAGUGAAAUAAUCUGUCUGUAAACAAUUGUUGGAAAAAUUACUUGUGUCAUGCACAAAGUAGAUGUCCUAACCGACUUGCCAAAACUAUAGUUUGUUAACAAGAAAUUUGUGGAGUGGUUGAAAAGCGAGUUUUAAUGACUCCAACCUAAGUGUAUGUAAACUUCCGACUUCAACUGUACGUUGCAUGUUCAGAUGUCUCAGUCUCUCCUGAUUGUGUUUGUCUUGGUUUGGAUUGUAAAAAAGAAAAAAUGACAUUUGGCAUCAAUAACAAAUCCGCGAAUUAAGGCGAAUUAAAGGGAUACUUCAAUUAUUUUAGAUAUGUAGAUGUGUUUCAUUACCAUGAAAGCAGUCUAUGGACAUGUAGUGAAUGCAAUACACACUUUGGUUUUGUUAAACUAGCCACUGCAAACAUGUAAAUCAAUCCUCCCGUUUAGCAUGUAUCAAAUGUCAUACCCAAAUCAAAUCUUAAAUUGAUUGUGGUCCUCAAUUAAUUGGUUAAAACUAUUUUGAGAUAAAUAAUGUGGCACACAUUUCAAAAUAUUUCCUCAGGUACACCACAACAAGAUACAGAAUGUGUGCAGUGUCAGCCCGGAUUCUAUUCUGAAGUUUCCUCCGCAAAAGCGACCUGUGUUGCGCAAUCAAACUGCCAAGCUGGUGGACUGCGCGUGGUGCUGAAAGGCCAGAGCUGGCACGAUACACUGUGCGCCUCAUGCGAUGACCUCAAAACUCGUGGUAAAACACAUUUUGAAUAACAAUGUUUAUAAUGAACUAAUAAUUUGUGGCCUCAACUGAGUUUAAGUUUCCCAACCAUAUUUUUUAUUUUCAGAUGGAGCUGAAUAUCUGCAUGAAAUCCUUCCUACGUUCUUCAUUCAACUUCACCAGACGAUGGGUAUCACAAAAAUGCGUCGGUUAGCAAUGAGGCUGCCACAAGAAGGAGGCAAGAAACCGCUCCGAGGAACGGUCAUGAAGCUUUCUAGAAGGGGUCUUAACAACUUUAUGAACAGUUGGGACCAAGGUGCAGGGAAAGAUCAGGUUAGAAAACUUCCUGAGGUGUUGAGGAACAUAGGGGCCUUCAAUAUGGGAGACAAACUAGAGCGUAAACUGAAAUAUAUCGACCAGCAAUCCAAACUCUGCGAAGGGUUAGUUGAAGUAGCCCAAAAUGAGUUAAAGUAGCCUGUCAUCCCCAUCUUCUGAAUAACAUAUCUUGAGCAUUACAACAAAAAGUAAUUCAGUUCAACAGGUGUCCAUUUUAAAUGGUCCAUAUAGGGUAUGUGGGCUAUACAGUCUAGACCAGGGUUCCCCAAUAUUGGCCUGCGGGCCAAAUUCGGCCCGUUGGUAUUUUAUUUGGCCACAAGUUUUCUGAGCAAAAGUAAAAAUGUACAGUAUAUACAGUAUAUAUGUUUUUUUAUAGGCCUAUAUCAUUUUCUUUGUUGGACAUAAAAGACUGUAAAAUCACCAGGAAAUCAGCU